This is a messenger RNA of Ylistrum balloti, 4567 nucleotides long. RefSeq names its product ankyrin repeat domain-containing protein 50-like. Gene Ontology annotation, cellular component: cytoplasm. Gene Ontology annotation, molecular function: protein binding. The transcript is spliced from 3 exons. The record is from RefSeq and is a predicted model, not a curated record. NCBI's taxonomy places the organism in Eukaryota, Metazoa, Mollusca, Bivalvia, Pectinida, Pectinidae. Gene Ontology annotation, biological process: innate immune response. Bases 434 to 4534 code for a protein of 1366 amino acids.
GUGGUGUGUCUAAUACUACAGAGCAGCCUGCAGUUGGGAUUUGUACUCAAUUUCCAUACUCAUUUGGAUUAAAUGUUUAUAUUUUAUGGAUUUAAAGUGCAUUUUGGAGGAAACGUUCGAUAAUAUCGCCAGAUUCAGAUAAUGCAAAACACACAUCUAGAUAUCAUCCUUAAAAAGAGGAAAAAACGACACUUGUUUUUCUGGUGAUGCAUUGGUGAAUCAACAGCGGACAUGUGACAUAAUUAUUUAUUUCCCUCAUUAAUUCAAAAGUGUCUAAUUAUGUGUGAUGUAAAUAACAGCUGAUUACGUAGGUGUCGGGAUAUAGUUGAUGUGAUAUUUCUGUUAACAUGAGAUCAGAGGGAUGUGAACAAAUUAUUCCAACAUCUGGAUGUGAUUAGCACUGAAGUUAAUUGUGUAUGAUAGCAGUAUAAAAAUGGCUAACAGUCUGUUGAAAAGCAAGCGCUUUUUCUGCCGGGAGUGGGCUUUUAGUAAAAUCAACCACUGCCUGGAGAACCGGCCCUCCUCUAAGACCUGUGGUGCUCUGAUUAUGGGUGGACCUGGGUGUGGCAAGACUGCCUUAUGCUGUGAACUUGUGUGGCCAACAGCAUCACAGGGCAAGCAGAAAGUGUUAAAUAAGAGAAUUCUGGCUUUCCAUUUCUGUCAGGCUCAUGACAUUGGCAGUUUGUCACUGGCUAGUUUUAUUUGCGACCUUGUUAAACAAUUACAGGAGUCCAAUCUGAUCAGUGGUUAUAAAGAGCUGGUUAGUUCCCAAGAAAUACAACAGUUGAUUAGUCCAAGUGAAUGUGAAAAAAAUCCUGAUGUGGCAUUCCAAAAGGCCGUGUUGGAACCACUUUCUUCCUUACAGUCACCAAAACAGACCUUGUUCAUGCUUGUGGACUCUGUUGACGAGUCAUAUUUAACCUGUACCAGUGACAGAACUACUGGCAGUAAAACAAUUGCCGAGUUAUUAGCCAAUCAUCACACAGAUUUCCCUAAGUGGCUAUUACUGGUGUGCUCAUCCCGUAAACAGAGCAAGUCAGUCACACGACUGUUCACAGGAUUUCGGAAAAUUAGUCUGGAUGAUUUGAGGAAAUCUCAUGUUGUUCGUGAUGUCCAACAAUAUAUCCUGUGUCGCCUGGACCAGGAGGAGGAAUUACGACAGCAUCUCAGUCGGGACACUGCGGAAAUGUUAAACCAGCUACACAUCAAAAGCAAUGGAUGUUUCCUAUAUUUAGAGAAAGUGUUGGAUGGUGUGGCGGAGAAUUUUAUCAUGCUGAGAGAAAUUCGUGAAAUUCCCGGAACAUUGAAUGGUUUGUAUUUGUGGUUGUGCCAAAGAUUAUUUGUUAGGAAGCAAUUUGCCAAGAUACAACCAAUUUUGAAUGUGAUUCUGGCCUCGCGAACACCUUUGUGUGAGUCGGAACUGUUUCUGUGUGUGAGGACAAAAAACACGACACUCACUGAGAAGGAAUUUCUAGGUAGAUUAAAGCUAUUAUCUAAGAUACUGAUAGAAGGACAGGAUCAGUGCAAAAUACUGUUCCAUCACAGUUUUGCGGAGUGGCUGUUAGAUGUGAAGCACUGUACACAGAAGUAUCUAUGUGUGGCGGCUGACGGCCAUGGCAUGUUGGCGAUGCAUUCCAUGGUAAAUGGCCCCAAAUUAACUGCUCUGCAAGUACAGGAUUUUGCGGGGCAUCUGGUGAAGGCUAAUUUACAGGAGCCACUCCAGCAUCACCACUUGGUACAGAUAUUGUUGCUCUCAGGAGCUAACGUAGAGGACAGCUUGUCAGCAGGUGUGCCCAAGGAACAGAAGGUUACCAAACUUUUGCUUGACGCUGGUGCGAAGCCUCCAGAGGACUCUGAGGAGGCACAAACAGCAAGUCUUCAUGCAAGCAUGAUAGAGGAAGCAGAAGCUGAACCCAAGCUUCCAAUGGAACUUGAUAUUCCUGUCAAUCAGAUAGACAGUAACGGUCGGACAUUGUUACAUACAUCAGCACACCAAGGAAAUCUGGAACUGGUUAACUUUAUUUUGUCAAAAUCUGUGGAAUUAGAAGUGGUUGACAAGAAUGGUCAAACGGCCUUGAACUUAGCUGCUAGACAAGGUCACCCAGAAGUUGUAGCUGCAAUUCUGAAGGCUGGUGCUCAAGUUGACCAUGCAGAUGGAGAUGGCUGGACACCACUUCGGUCAGCUGCUUGGGGUGGAAACACUGAUGUUGUUAGCUUACUUUUGAGUGCCAGUGCUGAUGUCAACCAUGCAGACGCUGAUCAGCGAACGGCCUUGAGGGCUGCAGCUUGGGGUGGUCAUGAGGAAAUUGUUUUGAAAUUACUAAAACAUAAUGCUGAUGUCAACAAGGCAGAUAAUGAGGGCCGAACAGCGCUAAUUGCUGCUGCUUACAUGGGUCAUGCAGAAAUUGUCAACCACCUUCUGAAAUACGAUGCGGAUAUCAACCAUGAAGAUUGUGAUGGUCGUACAGCAUUGUCAGUGGCAGCACUGUGUAUUCCUGCAAGUCAAGGACAUGAGGAAGUGGUCAGCAUCCUGUUAGAGCAAGGAGCAGAGGUCAAUCACCAGGACAAGGAUGGUAUGACACCACUGUUGGUGGCUGCUUGUGAAGGUCACAUGGACGUUUGUGAACUGUUGCUUGAUUCUGAUGCGGAUUGUGAUCAUUCAGACACUAAAGGCAGGACACCUUUAUUAGCUGCAGCGUCCAUGGGACACUCCAAGAUUGUGAACCAGCUCCUAUUCUGGGGCUGUGCUGUGGAUACAAUAGAUUCUGAAGGAAGGAUUGUGCUGAGUAUUGCUGCUGCUCAGGGUAAUGUGGAUAUUGUCCAGCAGCUGCUUGACCGUGGUCUUGAUGAGAUGCAUAAGGACAAUGCUGGAUGGUCACCCCUACAUAUGGCUGCUUAUGAAGGACAUGUUGGGGUUUGUGAGACUCUCAUUAACCACUGCGCUCGAGUCAACGAGACGGACAAUGAUGGCCGCCAUCCUCUGAUUUUAGCCGCUCAAGAAGGUCAUCUGGGAGUGGUCACCUGUCUCAUCCAACAUGGAUCAUCCAUUGAUCAUAGGUCACACGACGGAAAAACUGCAUUUCGAGUGGCAUCAUUUGAAGGCCACAAAGAAGUGGCUCGAUAUCUCAUCUCCAUGGGAACCAACAUAAGCUACAAGGAUGCAGAUGGUAGAUCAACUCUCUACAUUCUGGCUCUUGAAAACAAAGUAGACAUGGUAGCUUUUAUCCUAGAAAUGGGUGUAGAAGUGGAAUGUACAGAUCUUGAAGGACGCACUGCAUUACAUGUGGCUGCAUGGCAAGGUCAUUUUGAGGUGGUAGAACUUUUGCUACGAUACAACGCGAAUGUGAAUGCUGUGGACAAUGAUCAGAGAACAGCUUUACAGUCAGCUGCUUGGCAAGGUCAUGAUAACAUUGUACAGCUACUGUUAGAGAGGGGUGCUUCAGUGGAUCACACAUGCAACCAAGGAGCCACUGCCCUCUGUAUCGCUGCUCAAGAAGGACACGAAACUGUAGUCAAAGUCCUUCUCACGUACAAGGCUAACCCAAACCAUGCUGAUCAGUUUGGACGGACACCUGUCAGGGUGUCGCUCAAAAGUGGACAUUCCAAAGUAUGUAAAAUUCUGGAGGAGUUCGGAGCUGUGCUUCCGAGUAGUAGUAAAAGUCGAAGCAGUUCGUCAGCAUCAAGUAAUGAUGCUCGACCAACAUGUGUGACUGGGCCAUUGAACGGUGUAGGAGUUGUUGUCAAUGGUAAUCAGUUAAACAGUUCUCCAUCAGACUCUCCCGACUCAACAUUCGACCGCAGAAAGUCAUAUGCAUCCAACAAUUCCUCAAAAUCCUCCAGUAAUUUAACAUCGUCCACAAAUCAGAGCUCACAAAGUGGUGCUACGACGACAACUAAUGGAGACUGCCUGACCUUUACUCAACAGUUGCAGCAGUGUUCAAUGGCACGACAUCGCACACGGCCUAUUAGUCGUGUGUUGUCACCCGUGAGCGAACCGCAGAGUCCCGUACAGUCACCGCCAAUGUCACCAAACACAGAGGUUCAGAAAAUCGUAGGAAAUGAACAAAAACUUUCGCCGGUGACAGAAAGAAACUUGAAUAUUCUGGGGCCGUCACCAGACAAAUUUCCGAACUGUAAACACAAGGAGAUUAAGGCCACUAUAAACAUUAUUACAAAUCCUAAUGCAGAUUUAUCUGAAGAACCUGUUUGGCUUGUCAAUCAUGCACAUUUUCAGAACAAUUUAGAAAAACUACGCUUAAAACAAAAUGCAAUGUCUUGUGAUCAGCCUAUAAUGGGACAAAGUGCUUUGGAAAUGCGAUCACCAGACACAAAACCAAAACGAAAUGGAAUUGUGACAAAUCCAAAAAUUAAAGGCGUGAAUGGACAAUUCAAGAAAGUUCUUGAAAGAAAUGAAAAAAUUAUGAAUGGGACAAAUAACUCGCUGCUAAAUAAUGAGCAUAGCAUCCCCAGUAAUAAUUACAAGGGACCCCCACGACCUAACGGCCUACCCCUAAAGAAGGAGACGCCCUUGUGACUAGCACAACAAUACAUGAUUUCUUCUGUACAG